Arachis duranensis is the source of this 363-nucleotide messenger RNA. RefSeq names its product defensin-like protein 1. The record is from RefSeq and is a predicted model, not a curated record. Gene Ontology annotation, biological process: defense response. Lineage: Eukaryota; Viridiplantae; Streptophyta; Magnoliopsida; Fabales; Fabaceae.
AAAUGGUGGUGCAUACAGAGGGAAGGGUGUGCCAGUCAAAGAGCCACAUGUUCAAGGGUGGAUGCUGGGGUGACCACAACUGUGCUCUAGUUUGCCGGAACGAGGGCUUUUCCGGUGGCCGCUGCCGCGGGUUUCGCCGCCGCUGCUUUUGCACUAAGCUUUGUUAAUUAAUUACUUCAACCGGUUAUGGAAUAUAAUAUAAUAAUAAUUUGGAUGCAAAUAAACUUGUUAAUUAGUUGUUCUACUCAUCCUUUUGAAGGGAGGGGUAGCUAGCUAGCUUGCUCUGUAUGAUGUGCAUGUCUUUCAGUUAAUUAUUGAAGCAAAUAAUUAAUCAGUGGCAGCUAUAUGAUUUUAAUUUUGUUA